GCGGAGGCGGGGUCCCGGGCGAGCCGCCCUGGGAGGCGGGGGCCGUUUCCAUAGCGGCGGCAGGAGGUGUCGCGCCGGGGAACUUCCUGGUUCCCGGGCUCGGCUUCGCCGGGAUCCUCUUGGAAGGGAAACAAUGGGGCGGAGGGCACUGCGGUAGCCGCCGCGCCGGACCUGCUCGGCCGCCCGGGACUCCCGCUCGGCCGCCUGCCACAGCCGCCGCCGCCGCCGGGACCGUCCUGAGGACAUGUAUUCCUCUGAGAAACCUUGGAUAGCAGAUUUUGGUUUAAUAUCUCAUUGGGGCAACGUACAGAGACGUUUCCAGUCAUGAAUUCGGACCAGGAUGUAGCACUCAAACUUGCCCAGGAGCGAGCUGAAAUAGUUGCUAAAUAUGACAGAGGACGAGAAGGUGCAGAGAUUGAACCUUGGGAGGAUGCUGAUUACCUGGUUUACAAAGUCACAGAUAGAUUUGGCUUUUUACAUGAGGAGGAGCUCCCAUAUCAUAAUGCAGCUAUGGAACGGCAAAAGCACCUGGAAAUUGAAAGGACUACUAAAUGGUUGAAAAUGCUGAAAGGAUGGGAAAAAUACAAGAACACUGAAAAGUUUCACAGGAGAAUUUACAAAGGAAUCCCUCUCCAGCUCAGAGGGGAAGUCUGGGCUCUACUUCUGGAGAUCCCUAAAAUGAAAGAAGAAACCAGAGACCUUUACAGUAAAUUAAAACACAGAGCACGGGGUUGUUCACCAGAUAUCAGACAAAUAGACCUUGAUGUCAACCGCACAUUUAGGGACCAUAUUAUGUUUAGAGACAGAUAUGGUGUUAAGCAACAGUCCUUAUUUCAUGUUCUUGCUGCAUAUUCCAUUUAUAAUACGGAAGUUGGAUACUGUCAGGGGAUGAGCCAGAUCACAGCUUUACUCCUUAUGUAUAUGAAUGAAGAAGAUGCCUUCUGGGCCCUGGUCAAACUGUUCUCUGGCCCCAAACAUGCCAUGCAUGGCUUUUUUGUCCAAGGUUUUCCUAAACUCUUGAGAUUUCAAGAACAUCAUGAUAAAAUACUGAAUAAAUUCCUGUCCAAGCUUAAGCAACACCUGGAUUCUCAAGAAAUCUACACAAGUUUUUACACAAUGAAGUGGUUUUUUCAAUGUUUCCUUGAUCGUACUCCCUUUACACUAAACCUGAGAAUAUGGGAUAUCUACAUCUUUGAAGGAGAACGAGUUCUUACUGCUAUGUCUUACACAAUUUUAAAAUUACACAAAAAACAUCUAAUGAAAUUGUCUAUGGAAGAACUUGUAGAAUUUCUUCAGGAGACCCUGGCAAAGGAUUUUUUCUUCGAAGAUGACUUUGCAAUAGAGCAACUUCAGAUUUCUAUGGCAGAACUAAAGCGGGCAAAAUUAGACCUUCCAGAGCCUGGUAAAGAAGAUGAAUUUCCAAAGAAACCUUUGGGACAGCUUCCACCUGAAUCUCAGUCUGCUGGCAUUAGUCACCUGAGCAAUGGACAAAGAAGUGUUGGCAGGUCAAGUCCUCAUAUGAGCAGCAGAAGAGAAAGUGGCUCAUCACCUCACAAAAAACAUGAGCACUCCCCUCACCAUCAAAGCAGAAUUGGUACACCAGAACGAGUAAGGCAGCUAAGACAGAAAUCAGCGGACGAGGAUGGUAAAAAGCUUAAAGAAGAGGCCGAUUUUCAAAGGAAACUUCCAUCAGGUCCACAAGACAAUUCCAGGCAAUAUAAUCAUGCAGCUGCUAACCAAAAUAGCAAUGCGACUUCAAAUAUCAGGAAGGAAUUUGUGCCCAAAUGGAAUAAACCGUCAGAUAUUUCAGCUAUUGAAAAAACUGCCAAAUAUGCCAUCGAAGGCAAAAGUAGAUCAGCACACCCCACGCUUACAGUCACCAUCCCUAGUUCUGCUGAUGCUCGGAUAUCAAAUGUAAGGCAAAAGAUGAAGGUGUUGGAAGCUGAUGAAGGGAAGCGUGGCUCUACUGCAUCACAGUAUGAUAAUGUACCUGAAAAUGAAAAUGGCGCUUCUAUUGAAGAGGCUCUAGAAAGGGCUUACUCUCAAAGUCCAAGGAAUAUUGUUUACUCUCAUAGUCCAAGAAAGCAUGCUGAGCCAAGUUCUAGUCCAUCAAAAGUAUCAAACAAGUUUACUUUUAAAGGGCAGCCUCCAAGUUAUGCAAAAUAUCCACCUCACCUAGAUGGGGAAGAUCGCGGGACAGUUCAUCCACCAUCUUACAGUAAUCCCCCUGUUUACCAUGGAAAUUCUCCAAAACACACCCCUACUGCUAACAGCAACUUUGUGUCUCCACAGCUUACCCCUAGGACUCAAAUGAAUCCUUCCAGGAGACCUUAUGGUUCUACUCUUUCAAUCGAUACUUCUCCAGAGAAAUCUUACAGCCGCCCAACUCCUCUUGUACUACCAUCUAGUCGAAUAGAAGUUCUUCCCGUUGAUAUUGGUGCUGGGGGAUAUUCGGGCAAUUCGGGGUCACCAAAGAGUGGAAAAUUCAUCAUUCCUCCAGUGGAUUAUUUGCCAGAUAACAGAAAAUGGUCAGAAGUUAGUUACACAUACAGACCUGAGAUGCAUGGACAAUCGUGGACUCGAGAUCCUAACCGCAGCCACUUAAGCAAUUUACCAAAAUAUUCCACCUUUCAACAUGUAUCCUUUCAGGACCAUAACCUCCCAGCAGUUUCAGUAGAUAGUCCAGUGCGGUAUAGAACUUCACCAGCUUUAGAAGAUGCCACUUCCUCUGGGUAUCAAUAUUCAGGGCCCUCGCCUCCAGGAUAUCACUACAGAAAUCGGGAUGGACUUUCUAUUCAAGAAUCAGUAUUGCUGUGAGAAUUCUUCUGUACUUGCUAAAGACGAAAGAAUAGAAAUCAUAUGAAACCCAUGUUGCUAUGUUUAUAAUGGCCAAAGCAGUAUUUUAUACUAUUGUAAACAACUCGCACAAUUCUAAUAAGAAUAUAUGGAAGUGUUUUCAUCCUCACAUAGAUGCUGCUUAAGAUGAGCAUUUUAAAUUGCAUCAUCACUAAACCUGUUAAAAGGAAUUUAACAUGGAAACAUAGCAAUAGCAUUUAGGGAUGCACACACAAUAAUAAUUCAUUACUCAGUUCCAUUUAUAUCUUUCUCCAAAACCUGAACAUUUUUACUCUAUUAGCCCAUUCUAUUUUGAGUAAUGUUACAAAGCACUGAAAAACUGUCUGUGUAGAACAGGUAUUUUUAAGGCUAUAUGUAGUGUAUGUGUCUUUUAACAGAUGUUAUAGGCGUCUAUUCAUACACAUUUGAACACAGAACUAAAGAAACAUUUAAAAACUACUUUUAAUCUAGAUCCAUGGAAUAAUUUAUUAUUCUUUUUCUUAACUUGUUUUUUAGUUACUUUUUUUUUCCUUAUAUUUUUAACCCAGGUCUUAAACUGACUUCAGAGUUUGCCCUGACUUAAUUUAACAUCUCGCAGAAUGCUCAUCAUUCUCAUUCAAUUGCUGCCAUUUUCUUUCAGUCUGAAAAUUAAAGACAUUGGAGAGAUAGGCUGACCACUUAAUGGUGCUUAAAAGUCGGGGCAGUUAAAGUAAGUUCAUGGCCAGAGGUGCAAUGCUCAGUGUAUCCAUGCACGUGAGAUCAGUUUUACUGCAUUUGUGCCCUUUCUUCUGGUCUGACUCUUGCAAAGCUCGGAGCAGAACGUUCCUUGCCAGAUGCAAAGGAAAUGCUAUAAUACACUCUCCAGUGGAUGCCAGCAGGAGAAGUUGCAAGUUACUGAUCACCAAGCACUCACACAGGGCAGCAGAACAAACUCCUUUGAAAGUCAUUUGAAAGCCAGAUUAACAAUGUGGUUACUUCUGACUUCUGCCCCUCAAAUUCCUGCAGGGCCUCCCCACAAAGGGCCCAGGUGGUCAUUUACAUGAUCUUUUUCGGGCACUCUUUUCUUUCAAGAAUGUAGUCAAUGGAUAUUGCUGCACUUAGGCUGUUAAAUUAUCGUUGUGUAAAAUUAUAAAAAAAUGAUCCUAAUUAUUAAUAGGAGUCUAAGAUUUUGGGGUUUUUUUCAGAGUGUGACUUUCAAAAAUCUUUUUUUCUUUUUCAGUGAAAAAAAUUCAGGUUCAUGGUAAAAAGUUAGCAAUGUCUUUAAAUAGAUUCUAUUACACUACAAUUACCAAAAUACUGACAAAGUUUUGGGCGUUCCAAGAAAGUCUGACUUUGUAUUUAAUUGGAGAGCUUGUCUUCAACAUGGCUUUGCUCAUAUUUGAGUAGUAGAGAGUAGAAAACCUGGCAUCGAUGGCUCUUGUUGCAAGUUGGAGCUUGAAACUUUCAAGGUACAGAAGUGUCUUUUAAAAUGAGAGUGACAUUUGUUUAGCUAGUGAGUGCGACAGUAUUUUUUCUGUAUAUAAUGAGUCUAAUGUACUUGUAAUCAGCUUGGUAAUGAUGUUAUCACAUGGCAGAAGAAAGGCAGCGUAUGAGCAGCCAAGCGCCACACUGCAGCUCCAGCAAAGUCCUGCUGGCCCUGGGCUCUUGAUGCCAGUCGUGUGGGAGCCUAGACAUAAAUGUGUACAAGUGUAGCUGGGGGUAUCAAUUCCAAUUUUCAAACCAUGCUUCUGUGACUUACAAUAAACCAAGCUGUACAAUUUAGUUUAUGAUAGCAGCAUCUGGCUGCUCCAAAAUAUAUAUACCAACAGUGGUAAAUACUGUAGAUUUAUAUAUAUAUAUAUAUAUAU
Ceratotherium simum simum (southern white rhinoceros) is the source of this 4682-nucleotide messenger RNA. NCBI's taxonomy places the organism in Eukaryota, Metazoa, Chordata, Mammalia, Perissodactyla, Rhinocerotidae. The record is from RefSeq and is a predicted model, not a curated record.